AUGUUGGGUAUACGCACCGUCCACCCAGCGACCUCGCUGUUGCGAUCCUUCAGCUCGUCAGCCGUUGCCUAUCGUUGCCCCUCUAUCAGAGAUGUCACAGUCGAGUCCACUGGAGAGUUCCUCAGACGACAGAAUGAGUUUCGCGCGAAGCUCAAGCAUACUUGUUUGAGAAAUGAACAGCAAAAGAAAUUUACUGAGCUUAUUCUCUAUGUACCGGCUUUAGGUGAAGACCAGAAUCGUGAAGCCGUCUCCAAAAGCGGACCAUUGUCCUCGCUCAUAUACGGCACCAAGCAAGGCCAAAAUUUCGAAAAGAAUAUGGCGCGAUCCUUUUCAGAGGUCCUGGCGCGCGGUAAAUAUGUCCAUUCCAUUGUCAUGCACGACGUCAAGCCCGACAAGGUCGAUGAUUAUGUUGAUUUGGUGGGCCAGUGGUACCCCUACAUGGCGGGUACCAAGGAGAACCGCGUUAAUCUGGUGGGCAGCUGGCGGACGCAAGUGGGUGACAAUGACACAUUUAUCCACAUCUGGGAAUACCAACGGUACGAAGGCUACCACGCUUCCCUUCACAAUAUCUCGGAGCACCCAGAGUUCCGUUGCUUCAAUCGCAAACUCAAGAGUCUUAUUAAGAGCAAAAAAACAUCAUUGAUGGAAGAGUUCUCAUUUUGGCCUACGACGCCGCCCCGCCGUCUCGGUGGACUGUUUGAGCUUCGAUCGUACACACUACAUCCGGGCAAACUCCUGGAAUGGGAAACGCAGUGGCGUCGUGGUCUUACAGCACGUCGUGAGGUUAUGGAGGGCGUGGGCGCAUGGCUUGUGCAGAUUGGUGACUUAAACACGGUGCACCACCUCUGGCAGUUUGCCAAUCUGGAAGAACGCAAGAUCCGCCGUAACCAAUCGUGGGACGUUGAGGGCUGGGCCGAGACAGUGCACAAGACUGUACCACUUAUCCAGACUAUGCAAAGUCGGAUUCUUGUUCCAAUGCUAUGGAGCCCCGUCGGUUAA
Molecule: messenger RNA, 999 nt
Organism: Penicillium brevicompactum
Lineage: Eukaryota; Fungi; Ascomycota; Eurotiomycetes; Eurotiales; Aspergillaceae
Product: NIPSNAP family protein
Exons: 3
Coding region: 1-999 (332 amino acids)
Cellular component (GO): mitochondrion
Source: RefSeq, a predicted model, not a curated record